Messenger RNA from Tuber aestivum (summer truffle), 4484 nucleotides. The record is from the annotation of a GenBank genome assembly. NCBI's taxonomy places the organism in Eukaryota, Fungi, Ascomycota, Pezizomycetes, Pezizales, Tuberaceae.
ACGGUCAACGAAUCAGCCAACCGGCGGACCACCGCCUUCGAACUUCCUUCUCGACAAAUAAAUCCAACCAAUAAAUCACCACCCUACCCUCCUGAACACCGCAACGCAAAGGGGGAGCUCCAACUUCGUCAUCACUCCUCCUCACCCAUCCUGUCAAUCGAUACAAUUGACUGACCCCGUCUCCACCAAAUAAUCUCCGCUGCGGGAACGCGUUUUCAAUGGAGGACCUGCAACAGCGCCACCGGCGCCCCGCCGUCACGUACGGUAAAUCAAUCAAGAAGCGGUUCCCGGACGCCCCUGGAAUCUUCACCACUCCGGACCGUGCUUCAAAAUCACCUGAGGUCUCGAAUGAAGCACAACAAAACAAAGUAACAGCAGCAGCAGCGGCGGCGGCGACAACAACCUCAAAAAUAACAACGGCAACUAGAGCUACAACGACGGCAAUCAUUCCUUUGUCACCGGCUGCACCCGUCAGGGUGAUGGAAGCCCAACAACAGCGGGAGAUGGAGAAGGAGAAAGCAAAGGGAUCGAUUCUGGCUCGCAACCCGGUACAGCAGGAGCAGCACCAGCCACAGCAGAAAAAGGCCUCUUCGGGCGUGAACGGAAAAAAAUCGACUUUUGCGAGGGCUUACCUCAGAAAUGUUACUCCCCCGGCUCCCCCGACCCAGUCCCCCAUUGAACUGGCAACCAAGAAGCUCGAUUCGGCGGAUAUUUUCGAUUUCGAGGUUUCCAGUGAUGUCGAGGAGGUUCCCGCUAUCCCCGUGCGGAAAGGUAGUCGGGGGUUGAUGAAGAAUAAGAGGAAACCGGUUAUUACUAGGCCCACUGUGGUGGCGGGCCCUGGCACUCCUUCCACUGAGAGCGAUAUUCCGGAGGCGAAGAUUGCUGCUUCGAAGAAGCGCUCCUACAAGAAGGGCGGGGGGGUUACUGUGCCGGAACCUAAGAGGAGAAAGUCACUCAAGGGUUCUGAUGAUGAGAUGGCCGUAUCUGUUGCGAAGGGUAGGGGGGUGGUCUCGACCGCUUUGCCGAAAGGGAAGCAAGAUCUCAAGGGCGACAAGAUAACUUCGACUGCUAAGGUUACGAAGAACUCUACUGUCUUUAAAGUAAUCAAGCACCCCGCCGCAUUUGAGGUCUCAAUUCCAUAUACUCUCGACGGGCAACCUUCAACGAAGCCGGUGCUCUCCAAAAGCAUUGUCAAGUCCGAGGCACAAUCUCUUACAGGGCAGGAACAGGAGAAGAGGUUGAAGCCUCUCACUAAACCGAAAUCGGCCCCCGAUCUUGUUGCGGAGAAGGGCGCCGCGCGUGAGAAAGCGCAGAAGCCCCCUCCCAGGAAUACCGCGGGAAAGGAAACUACGAAAAAGUCCGGCAGGGUCACCCUCAAAACUGUCGCAGCUUCGCGUGCACAAAAGACGGUUCCGGUAAUGCUACCUAGCUUGAAAACUAAGCAUGCUUCCCCGGAGCCGCCUAUACCUGCCCACGAAGGGCUAGUUGGUCCCAACACAAGUGCUCCUGCUGAUAAGAAGGCUGGGAAAAAGGGUAAAACCAAGGCUGCUCCAAGGGGAACCAAACGACUUAGCGAAGAGCUCUCUGACGGUGAUGAAUUUGAUAUCCCCUUAAUUGCGGAGCUCCGACCUGUCCGUCGUCGUCGGUUGAUCGAUACUCUCGGGGGCGGCACCCGUGGAUCGAGAGCCGGAACAAGGUCAACUUCAGUUACCAGUGAUUCCAGCGCGGAUUGCAAUUCUUUUACUCAGGAUGCGCAAUACCCACAGUUCCCACAGCUUCCGGAAUCUCAGAACGGCCCGUCUCAGGCGCAGGACUUGUUCCAAUUCGGAUCUCAGGGCCAAAAACCGCCUGCCCUGAAGCCUACCUAUAGCACCGGUAGGAUUGGGCCUAAGGUUACUUAUGCGCAGCAGAGAUCUUUCAAGGCCGACGAGAACAUGUCUGAGCAGAACCUAUUUGGGAUACCACUCAUGAUGAUGCCUUCUCCAUACUCGGGGAAGAAGGAUAUCGCCUUUGACGAAGGGCUGGAGGAAGAGCCUCUUGCCACUAAUAAAGGGAUGAUGAGGAACAUUCAUGAGCUUCGUGAGGCUGGUAGUAACAAUCGCUUCCUGGACGAUGUUGAGGACUUUUUUAGCGAUAUUGAAGGGAAGAACGUGCCUCUAGGAACUAAACGCUCUGGGUAUGAUUGUUUAUCGCAUGGUAUUGAGCCGAGUAAGGUUAAUGUGAUUGUUUAGGUAUGUCGGGCUUGCCUGCAAAAUGGUAGACAAGACGUUUGUUCGCAACUUUAGAGCCAACAACUUUGAUGCACGCCUCUUGAAGCGUGUUGCUAAGCAGACUGAUGAGGUAGCAUCUCUUCUGUUCGGAAUUGAUCGGGAUAGUUGCUAAUCUCCUAUCCGUUUCGUUUUUUUCUUUGUUUUUCUUUUCUUUUUAGGUUAUCUGCUUUGCACUAGCAUUUAUGAUUGCCCGCCUGCUCCAGAAAGAUUCUACUCUCCAGUUGCUUGCGGAAAUACACACCAAUGGAGCUCUAGAUAUGCUAGUCCGCAUGCUUGACUUUGAGAGAGACAUCAAGAUGGUUUCUAAGGAUAAAAAGACAAACAUGUCGAAAGCUGCGCAAGAGAUGGCUAUGGAUUUGCGCACGCUUGUCGAUAAGUCUACGGUUUUUCCUCGGAGCAAGCCGACAGUUUAUUCGGCCCAGAUCAUGGGAUUGAUGGUCCUAGAGAUGGCUAUCAGGAGCCUAAGAGUGGCUGGUAUUCACGAUCGUAUCGUAUCCUUGGAUGUGCUGAGCGAACUUGUCUCGAUGGUAAAGCCCUUUACUACUCCUGCCAAGUCUGGGAAAGCCCUGGACAUGCUCGUCCUCGAGCUCCUUCUUUCCACUUUAGAGGCUUGGGCGUGUGGAUUGGAUGUUGAGAUUGAAACGGCGUUUUCCAAAGACGAGCUCACAACUUUGACCGAUGUUAUUCCCACCAUCAUGUCCCAGGCCGUUACCGGGGACAACGGAGAGUUUCAUGUCGGUGACUUUGACGUUAAGGAUAUCCUCUUGCUCACUCUCAGACUAAACAUCAAUAUUACGAACGAUAGAACAGAGACCUGCGAUGCGCUCGCCUGUUCCGAUCUCAUCCCUAUCUUGAUUGAGAUGAUCCGCAGCAGAUUUGGUAUCCUUGAUGGCCAACUCGAGGAGGUCCCGCGACUAGUCAACUUGGAUUUACUCGUCCUUGGUCUUGGCCUUCUAAAUAACUUUGCAGAAAUGAGUAUCCCAGGGAGGUGCUCUGUUCUCAGAAAGGACGAAACCGGCCUCCUCCUACUCGACAUCUUGGUUAAACUAUUUCUCGCUCGGUUCGCCAAGACUGAAGAUGUAUACUCCCCCUUUCCCUCACCAAUUCAACAUGCUGACAGUGAUACAGGCCGAUUCCUUGGAAGAAUCACAAUCAAACGUCGGCUUCGGAUACCUUGCCAUCCUCCUCGGCAAUCUCUGCCAGGACACCGAAAUCCGCAUCGCAACCCGCAACCAGCUCCCUAACAAGAGCCUCAACAUCUUGUACGAAUCCAUGGAGGUGUUUAUCGCGCAUCAUCGCAAAGUCGACGAGCUCAAGGAUGAGAAUGAUAUUUUUUAUCAGCUGGGCGAGGCUCAUUGUGCGUUUACGGAGCGGUUGGAGAGGGUUGUUAGGAGGUUGAAGGAAGGGUAUUAAAUGUGAUGGUUAAAUGAAUAACGGGGCGAACGAAUUGGGGAUCGGGGGGUGUAUUUUUAUCUUCUUUUUCUUUCUAUCUUUGCUUUUCGAUCCUGUUGUAUUCAUGCAACCCGAGGGGAUUUCGGCGGUGGUGGAUUCUUGUUUUUCCAUCGUUUCCCACUUACCUCGCAAUGGUGUAUUUUCCUAUCUCAGAGGGAUGGGAGGUCAUCCCUUUUCUCAUUUCUUUUACAUUCGUCGUCUUCCUAUGGGGGUCCGGUAUUUUUAUUGGUUUUGGGUUCAGUUCGCACUGUCCCGCGCACUCACCGGACACGAUACCUUCCCAGGCAUCUCGGAAGCGGUCUUUUCGCGUUGGGCCCCCCCGCCUAUCUCUUUCUCCUUCCCAUGUCUAACUGGAUGGGAUUUGUAUCUUACCAAUACCCUGCCUGUCUUGUCUGUCCUGGUCUGCUCUGCUCCUUAUUCUGGCGAUUUCUCCAUCUCCUUAGUUCGUGGGGUCUCUUUUUCUUUUUCUUUUUCUUUCUCCUUUCACGAUCAACCCAUGAUAUCGCCACGUGUGGAGCUGCCUUGCCUAUCCGAGACACCACGGCGAGCCGAGUUUGGGCGCAGCGGGAGUGAAUUAGACUUGGAUUUUGCAGAUGGGAAUACAGCAGUAGUGGGGAUUGGAGCGUGUGGCGUUUAUUCUUUUUAUGGUAUUCACCUUAUCGGUACCUUUACUCGUUUUGGGAUAGCCAUGUCGGUUUUACUGUAUCUUUUGUUCUGGGGGGUAUAGAUAUCCAGCACCAAUCAAACAUUUAGUUAUUCGCC